CAGUCUGUUUUCUCCUCUUCAUCAUCCUCCUCUUCCUCCUCUUCAUCAUCCUCCUCUUCCUCCUCCCAGCUGUGCCGCUCUCAGCAGAAACAUCCCGCAGUAAAUCACGCAGAGCUGCGUGUCUGUGGGCGUUUCUUCUUCUGCUGCUGCUGAUUAAAGUGCAGCAGCACUCAGUCUUCGUCACACUCAGUCCGCCGGACUCACAGGACUCUGACCCGCCUCAGGACCCGGACUCAGACCCUCCUGCUGGACCCGUGUGACCUCAUCAUCAUGAGUCUGAGCACCAACGACCUCACAGAGCUCAUGGAGCUGUGGGAGGAGCUAAACCUGACCGCCGCCGACCACGACAAUCUGUCCCAUGUGGAGGCGCUGCUGUGUUCAGGUGCCAUCAGCCACGCCUCCUUCCUCCACAUCCUCUCCGUCUUCUACAUUUUCAUCUUCCUGGUGGGCCUUGCCGCCAACGCCCUGGUGGUGUGGGUCAACCUUCGCUCCAACCAGAACCGCUAUGAGACUCACCUGUACAUCCUGAACCUGGCUGUAGCUGACCUGUGCGCCGUGGCCACGCUGCCGGUGUGGGUGACGUCACUGCUGCAGGACGGGCGCUGGUCGUUUGGAGAGGCCGUCUGUAAACUCACUCACCUGGUCUUCAGUGUCAACCUCUUCAGCAGCAUCUUCUUCCUCACCUGCAUGAGUGUGGACCGCUACCUGUCUGUCACGCUGUUUGCAGGCGCCCCCGACAGCCGAAGGAAGAAGGUGGUGCGGCGGCUGAUCUGCGUCCUUGUUUGGCUGCUGGCGCUGGUGGCCUCCAUCCCUGACACCUACUUCCUGCAGGCGGUCAAGUCGUCUCACCAUGAUGGGGCCAUCUGUCGGCCAGUGUACCCGCCUGAAAACCCUCGGGAGUGGAUGGUAGGUGUUCAGCUGAGCUUCAUCGUGCUCGGCUUUGCCAUCCCUUUCCCCAUCAUUGCCAUCUUCUACCUACUCCUGGUGGCGGUGAUUCCCCCCAGCUCGGACCAGGAGCGCCGCAUCAGCCGCCGCAUCAUCCUCUCUUACAUUGUGGUCUUCCUGGUGUGCUGGCUACCAUUCCACGCUGUCCUCCUGCUGGACACGCUGUCACUGCUCAACAUCCUGCCAUUCAGCUGCCGGCUGGAGAACUUCCUGGACGUGGCGCUGCACCUGACACAGUGCUUCUCGCUGGUCCACUGCUGCAUCAACCCCAUCCUCUACAACUUCCUCAACAGGAACUACCGCUACGACCUCAUGAAGGCCUUCAUCUUCAAGUAUUCCACCAAGACGGGGCUUGCCAGGCUCAUAGACGGCUCACACGCCUCUGAGACGGAGUACUCUGCGGUUAUGAUGGACAAUAGCAACCCAAUGUGAACUCAUCAAGACCUAGAAAUUUGAAGACUCACUAACACUUUUCAGAACUUACUAAUGCUUCUUUUGUUUGCUCCUGAAGGCGGUGAUCCCUCGCAACAGCUUCCUUAACAGGAAGUACCGCCUGCCUCGAAUACGUCUCAGAUAAGAUAAGAUAAGAUGAGACUGAGUACACGGUGGAAGCUGACCGUGGUCCCAAUGUGACCUCGAUUAAGACUUAGGAACACUUCUUAGUUCUUGCAAAUGCUUCUUAAGACUUUCUAAACACUCCCUGUACCUGCUCCUGGCAGCUACGAUCCUCUCGAGCUUGGACCACGAGCCUCGAUGGUCCAACACCAUGAUGGUCUGUGGACAAGUCUCCUGAUAUGAAAGUCCACUUUCUAUGACUUUCUAUGACUCUGAAAUAAAAACUUUUCCAGAAUUUGGAGUAACACUUCCCUUGGGAAUGUUGCACUUAUUUACAACACUACAUUUGUCUAGUAAGAUUUUAUUAAUGACUUAAGAACACUAAGCACGACUCUGAAAAACUUCUCAAGACUUGGGAGUGCUUUGUAAAGACUUUUCAGGACUUGUGAAUACUUUGUGUGACCUGUAAAAACUUCUCAAGACUUAGGAAUACUUUGUAUGACUUGGAAGCACUUUUCAAGACUUGCAAAGAUUGCAAGAUUUAGGAACCCUGUAUCACUCGGAAGAACUUCUCAAGACUUAGGAAUACUUUGUAUGACUUGUUAAAACGUCUUAAGACUUACGAGUGCUUAGUGUGACUUGGAAAAACUUCUCAGGACUUAGGAAUAUUUUGUAUGACUUGACAAGACUUUUUAAAGACUUUUAGAGAGUUUACAAGACUCGUGAAUACUUGACUUGGACAAACUUUGCAAGACUCAGGAAUAAUUCGUAUGACUUGUAAAAACUUCUCAAGACUUGAGAAUACGACUUGUAAAAACUUCAUUAGACUCAGUAAUACUUUGUAUGACCUGUUAAAACCUUUCAAGACUUGGGAACUUUUGUCACCUGACCUGUCUCACCAUCAGAGGGGCCUCUGAGUCUCUGCAGGGAAACAGAGUUUAUACCUUCAACGUGUCCGCUUUAUAUUCUGUGAAUAUAUUUACUGUUUCCUGUUUAGUGAUGAAGAUGUUUCCUGUUUGGUGAUGAAGAUGUUUCCUGUUUAGUGAUGAAGAUGUUUCCUGUUUGGUGAUGAAGAUGUUUCCUGUGUAGUGAUGAAGAUGUUUCCUGUUUAGUGAUGAAGAUGUUUCCUGUUUGGUGAUGAAGAUGUUUCCUGUGUAGUGAUGAAGAUGUUUCCUGUUUAGUGAUGAAGAUGUUUCCUGUUGAUGUGUCCCAGUCAGGUUAAUAAAGUCCAGUGUCCUCAAACGAGACGAUGUCACGUGUUUAUAGACAAAAUAUGAUGAAGAGAAGAAGAAGUCAGGACAGACGGACGCUCUGCUGAUGAGACAACAUCUGAUCAUUUAUUACUAUUGAUUAUUGAUGAAGUUUGUGACAGGCAGGCAGACGGACAGACGGACGGACGGACGGACGGGCAGGCAGGCAGGCAGGCAGGCAGGCAGACAGACAGCUUCAGUGUGAGCAGUAAAGUCUGUCUCUGCGUCCUCACAGGUGGUCGUGGAUGAUUGACUGUUUACCUGUGUGAUGUCAUCAGCUGCAGGUGUGACAGGCUCAAUCACAGAGCUGUGCGGUCGCACAGAGGCGCCACUCUGACUCACAACCCUGACACCAAAGGAUGGGCGGGUUCACCUGCAGGCAGAGAGGGAGACACCACCAUCAUCAUCAUCAUCAUCAUCAUCAUCAUCAUCAUCAUCAUCAUCAGUGAGACUGAUCCUGGUUCAGCUCGGGCGAGGACACGUGUUGGGACAUGUUUACUUUUGACGACCCUCAUUCCUCAGCUGAGUCCAGACCGUCAAACACACCUCUGAGCAAAGAUUAAAGGGCACGCACACAGAGAGGAGGGGCC
Messenger RNA from Epinephelus lanceolatus (giant grouper), 3340 nucleotides. RefSeq names its product atypical chemokine receptor 3b (gene ackr3b). Gene Ontology annotation, cellular component: membrane. Gene Ontology annotation, molecular function: coreceptor activity; G protein-coupled receptor activity; chemokine binding. The record is from RefSeq and is a predicted model, not a curated record. Gene Ontology annotation, biological process: G protein-coupled receptor signaling pathway; chemotaxis; vasculogenesis. Lineage: Eukaryota; Metazoa; Chordata; Actinopteri; Perciformes; Serranidae.